Molecule: messenger RNA, 1476 nt
Organism: Syngnathoides biaculeatus (alligator pipefish)
Lineage: Eukaryota; Metazoa; Chordata; Actinopteri; Syngnathiformes; Syngnathidae
Exons: 3
Coding region: 1-1326 (441 amino acids)
Molecular function (GO): N-acetyltransferase activity
Source: RefSeq, a predicted model, not a curated record
AUGAUGGGAAAGUUGCUGGAGAUGGACCCCAUCAUAUACAGUUUAGUCCGCCUACUAAGAUGGAUGGACCCUCGGCAGAUUGCCAUGAAAGAUGAGAAGGAGAACAACAACAAAAAACUCGAAAUAACCUUGAACAUCAUGGUGGAUCACAGAAGGGUGGAGGAAAGCAAUUGCGGCAGGAUUCUAUUCCAGUAUUCCAGACUGAGUGAAAAGAUCCAAGAAGAUGAGGAGAUUAUCUCUGAGUUCAACAUCUCUCAGGACAGGCUGGAGACGCUUUUCCACUCCACUCGGCAUCGGCAGGAAAGCCAGCAGUUCCGGGAGUUAUGGGGUGUCAUAGAGCAGCUGCUGCUCCUGUCUCAUGGACAGGCAUCUGUGGAAAGAGGCUUCUCCACAAACAAGGAGCUCACCGAGGACAACCUAAGCAAGGAGUCACUGAUUGCUCGGAGGCAAAUAGUGGAGCUGGUCCAGCAAUAUGGAGGGCCUGACAGGGAACGAGAGAGGCGGCGAGGAAAGAGUGAGGGUACAAGGAGAAGAGAUUGUGAGGUUGCUGACUUUAAAUACUUUGGGUCAACAGUCCAGAGCAAUGUCCAGGUCACCAUCAGGGAAUACCUGCCUUCCGAUCAACGUGUGGUCAAAGAGCUCUUUUGUGACGGGGUCCGUGAGAACAUAUACCCGGCCUUCUUCAAGUCCAUGAGCCACCCAGACCACGUAGGUGUGACGCUCAGCAUCUGUGUGGCUGGCUACGUACUCGGGGGCAGCUCCUACUUCCAGGCGCUACUCUUUGGCGCUGCGUGGGCAGGACUCAUCUACUUCUGCUGCCAUGACAUCUAUGAGGGCUACAUGCUAAGGAGGCUGAGCGCAGAUAUGGCUGACAUCCAAACCAACUACCUAGACAAUCCAAAUAAUGGCUUUUGGGUGGCAGUGGUGGGCGACAGCACGCCGUCCAGGGUGGUGGGCAUGGUGAUGGUGAUGGGGCGGAGAGAAGUGGAAGAAGAUGACCAUCGUGACAACUUGAACGGCGGCAUGGGGACGGGAUCCUCGACCGACGGGAGCGGAGAUAGCGGCGAAAUGUCCUGUUUGGUUGUGGCGUUUCCAUGGCGUCGCAAGAGGUUGGGCUCCCAGCUGACCCAGCGGGCGUUGGACUUCUGCAAAGAGCGGGGCUUCGCUCGCCUCCUGCUGGAUGUCAGCUCGCCACAGACGGGGGCCAUCUCCCUACUCCGAAAGGCUGGCUUUAUGCAGACCUCAUCGCACAGCAACACGCACGGCAAUCAUUUGAUUGCCAAACUGGCCAGAAUCAGUGUAAUCCGCAUGGAGAGAUUCCUCUAAAAGACUCCCAAGACCUCUUCCAACCUGGACUGUGUGGCACAUUGUUCCAAUUUAAAUUAUGCAAAUUACCUUUAGUUUGCAUUUCGUCGUGUAGUGGCCACCACUCAAAAAUAUACCAAGGUUCAUCGCCGGGUGUUUUCGUCCACUUGA